This is a messenger RNA of Mycotypha africana, 796 nucleotides long. RefSeq lists its product as uncharacterized. Gene Ontology annotation, biological process: protein phosphorylation; signal transduction. The transcript has 6 exons. The coding region runs from base 94 to 564 and encodes 156 amino acids. Lineage: Eukaryota; Fungi; Mucoromycota; Mucoromycetes; Mucorales; Mycotyphaceae. Gene Ontology annotation, molecular function: protein kinase activity; ATP binding. Gene Ontology annotation, cellular component: cytoplasm. The record is from RefSeq and is a predicted model, not a curated record.
UGUAUGAUAUAGCGUUAGGCGUAUCCUAUCUCCAUACAAGAAGAGGAGGAUAGGGCAAAAGUAAAUGAUUUUGGACUAGCCCGAAUACGGCCCAUGGCGAAUAUGCUAAUGCAUACCCAUUGUGGUACACCCAACUGGCAAGCUCCAGAAUAUUGGUCAACAACGCCAAGCUAUACAGAAAAGGUGGAUGUAUACGCUUGUGGGUUAAUCUUUUGGGAAAUUUUGACCUGGGGCGAAUAUGGAUACCCAUUCCAAGAUUUGACAGAACAUGCACUCUACAAAGCAGUAAAGGAGCAUCAUGUUCGCCCGCCCUUAGGAAAACUUAGCCAGAUCUAUCCUCAUCAAUUGCUACUGCUGAUAAUGGAAAUGUGGGAAGGUGAACCCACGCUGACCUUCCAUGAAUCAAGUAGUCGAUACCUUAUCAACCUAUUUGAAUUGAACACAGAUGAUUCUUCACACCCACCCCUCGGCCCAACCCAACAAAAGAAAAAAAGUAUACUGUAUCCCCCUUUCAACUGUAAAAGUGUUUUUUCCAUUUCUCUAUUUUUCUUUUCAUCUAUUUAAUCUUCAUGACAAAAAUGAGCAGCUAUAUAUGCAUCCAAACUCGUCUCUGCAUGAAAAUCUGUCCACUUCUUAGCCUCUGCAAUAAAAGCUGAUCUGUUUGAUUUGUAUACUUUGGCAACUUCUGCAUCCUGAGGUGAGUCCGGGUCAGGACUAUCUAAUAAUGCUUGUAUAGACAUGAGUGCGAUUCUUAAUGUCAUAGCAGGUGUCCAGUUAUUCUUCAACACAUCCUACA